AAAUGAAUUUUCUUUCCCCACAGUCAAACUCCAACUCUCAGCUGCUCUUCCUCUCCUCCGUCGUUCUAAUUGCCUCCUCCAGCAAAAACACCAGCUUCCAGUUGCAUCACCCCCUCUGAUCGGCGGCGCCUCUGCCAACCACCUCUCCAUCUCCGGGGCUUCUAUUCUGGGUGCUUGACGACAGUGUAUAGCGUCUUUUCCUCAAGAAACAUUUCUUGGUGUAUUCUCGGGGAGAUAUUAUCGGUUUGUUAUUGCAAAUGACUGCAGGAGUUUGUACUUGGCGUCCUUCCAUGUUGUAGAGGAGUGAUGGCAAGCAAGGCUGUGAAAACCGUGGCAAAGGCAGCGACUGAAUACCAAUAUCCUUGGCAGGAGAAGUUAGUGAAGUACAGGGAUGAGUUUGCGAAAGGUGUUUGGGGUUACUGGGAACUCGGUGCAUGGAAGCCUUUGGGAAUAAGUGCUCGACGUCGUGCAAGGAUCCGCAAAGAAGUCCUACUUGCCGAACAAGACUGGCCAUAUGACCCAGCAAGAAAAGAGAUGAGAACAAAAAGGAAAGGACACAAGGUUGACAGAAUUGCAGCAGAGAAACGUGCUCAUACUGCUGAAUUGAUGAAGAAGAUGCCACAAAUGUUGCUGGAUUACAAGAAGCGUAGAUGGGAGAAGAAGAUGAAGGAUGAGGAUUCCAAGAAGUAAUAAUAUCUUCUUUUCAUCUUAAUAUUUCUCUCUCCUUUAGCGAAGGUUCCUAGACUUCAAGUUGCUUAAAUUAUUUCUGUAUUUCGAAGGUUCCUAGACUUUUCAAGUGGCUAGAAAGAGGAAGGACUAUAAAUAAUAGUUAUAACCAUAAAA
Messenger RNA from Spinacia oleracea (spinach), 843 nucleotides. RefSeq lists its product as uncharacterized. The transcript has 3 exons. Lineage: Eukaryota; Viridiplantae; Streptophyta; Magnoliopsida; Caryophyllales; Amaranthaceae. The record is from RefSeq and is a predicted model, not a curated record. The coding region runs from base 307 to 690 and encodes 127 amino acids.